This is a messenger RNA of Aphanomyces astaci, 1212 nucleotides long. RefSeq lists its product as hypothetical. The transcript has 5 exons. NCBI's taxonomy places the organism in Eukaryota, Oomycota, Saprolegniomycetes, Saprolegniales, Verrucalvaceae. The record is from RefSeq and is a predicted model, not a curated record. Bases 1 to 1212 code for a protein of 403 amino acids.
AUGCAGUCUCGUUCUCAGUUUGCUGCGGUGACGCAUACUGUCGCGGUCCCUACGCCUCCUCCACAAGCUAUGAGCCAGCCAGGUGGCUCCUACCAUGUCCUCAACGCAUUCACCACCCCGGCUUAUGCCUAUCAUGACUGCGUCAAAACCCCCGGCAAAUCCUGCUUCUACGGUGGCGUUGCUAGCCACACCCUCCCCAUGUGCCCUACUCUCAAUCGGGCGAAUUUGUCCGCAACACAAUGCGUGCUGACUUUGACCGCACACGCUCUACCCAUCGCCGUCGCUACGACCGCAAUGACGGUGGAAGGCCUAGUGGCCAGGGUGGUUUCAGUGGCUGUGGUGGCCCAGACCGCAGGACGAAUCAUGCUGGUCGUGAUGACCGUGGCUCUGGUCGUUACGACUGUGACGACGGCAGCGCUGCUUAUGAUGCAAUCAACCGUGACCUUGGACGCGGUUGUUCUGAGUCUGCUGCCAACUACACCAUCAUACCAUCCUCCCACAACCCUGCGCCCUCCACUAGCUUCGACUCCUGCGCCUGCUUCGGCUCUGACACUGGCGCCAGUUACCGACGAACCAGCCUUGCUGCCAGCCAAGUGCCGGUCUCCCGGUGACGCUGGUGAUCUCGACUUCGCUGAAGUCCCGUCUAACGAGGUCCUUGUUACCGACCGUCUACACCUCUACCCAUCACAUUCAUUAUUCCAAAUCCCUUCGAACCCGACCAAAGUGGAUCUUCCACUGUUCCCACCCAGUGCCUUCUUGGCCGCCUGCAGCGACGUCAUUACCGCUGCAUCGGAAACACCCAUCAAGUCAGGACAGCGCACGUGGGACGUAACGCGAGAAAUCAUCCCCAGUGCCAAGGUCCCAGUUGUCGGUUAUGGCACCAUCUCGAUGCUAGAGAACAUGUCGUCCCGCGACCAAGUCGAUGAUAUUCGUCCAUGCACUUUGCGCCUCAAUUUUGGCCUACAUCGCCCCGACAUACAGUUCAGCCUGUUCUCCGUCCGCCAAGCGUCGGAUGACGACAUCACAGUCCGGCUUCCGGCUAGUGUUAUGUGUGAAACCACCACCUUCAUUGGAGACGUGCUUAAUGCACCCAACAAUGCCAUGGACCUCUACUCGUUCAUUUCCAAACCCAAGUUCGUGCCUACUCAUCCGCACCAUUGGGAGUCUCUCCACAUUUCCGACUUGACCCGUUUCCGAGCCAUGAUGGCCUAG